Thlaspi arvense is the source of this 870-nucleotide messenger RNA. The record is from the annotation of a GenBank genome assembly. Lineage: Eukaryota; Viridiplantae; Streptophyta; Magnoliopsida; Brassicales; Brassicaceae.
AUGGCAGCGAAAAGCCUUUCAAUAGGAGCCCUACUUCCCGAGGUCCAACGGAACUCGACUGAAAGGAGAGGUUAUGCAAUAGAAGGGAGACAACGCUCUGGGCUUGCAGAAAUGAAUGGAUCAGAAAGAAGGGGGCUUGAUUCAAUUUCCAGGCCGGGCGGGAGGCGUUCCCCGGCGUUCCUCGGCGCUGUCAUCUAUCUCGACCCAUUCCCUGAUUUUCUCUGUAUAAGGACCUCCUUCCCUUCUGCCCACUCUCCGUUCACACAGUUCUCAAAGCAGAGGAGGAAUGGUGGGCAGAAGGUACCACGAGCCCUCUGUCCCACACAUCUAUCCAGAAGCAAGUGUAGUUCACCGUUAUGCUUCGGAUGCUUCGCAAUAGAUCGACCCAGUUCCCGUUCUUUUCCGGUGCACUCGCUUUAUAUCUCUAAUACACAAGGAAGGACGCGGUGGGAAGGGGUUCCUCCAGCUUCGCUGAAGAAGCUAGGUUCCUCCGGGGUAACGCAAGGUGGGCCUGUUUCUCCCCUUGCGUUGCUAAUUCCUCAUAAAGCCCCUCCCUCCAUACGUCCAGUUGGUCAUCCCGAACAGUAUCCCGGGUUUGACAGAGAGCAAUUUGUUGCUCCAGCUCGCGCGCCGCCCGAUCUAUGCAGGCGGCUACUUCCCGACGACGGUCGGGAUCCCUCUCGUUCUGGAGGUUCCGUUCCAUUUCCUGGAUUCGCUCCAGAUCCUCCAACAAUUGGAGAUUCCGCGCUCAAGUCUCUUCACCACAUGAUGAUACCCAUGCUCGAAGGGGAACCUUCAAAGCAGGAUUUGAGUUCUAUAGCUAUACAACUCUGGGGAAUCGGCGUGCAGGAGCGUACUGCAGAACUAUGA